Molecule: messenger RNA, 904 nt
Organism: Schistosoma spindalis
Lineage: Eukaryota; Metazoa; Platyhelminthes; Trematoda; Strigeidida; Schistosomatidae
Source: the annotation of a GenBank genome assembly
AAACUAUCUAGUUGACACAUUUUCAUACCACAAAUAUUGGACUUAAAGGACUCACUGUAUGAACUUUUGCGCUACUACUCUUGAUUUGAAAGAGUCUGACGUUUUUCCCGUGCCAUGUUUUUCUGGUCGUGAUGUUUGCAGUAUUGGUUGCUGGAAGACCAGUACAAACAAGUUUUAAUAACGUAUCGGAGUCUCAGUUUCUUCUGGAUUUACUACCCUUAAAUGAUGUAAAUCAUAUUGUCGUGUUUCUAACAGGAGAAACUGUCUUUCCGCCAAAUAUGGGUGGUGGGGUUUAUCUGGGGAUUCAGGAAAAUGGGGUUCCUAACUGGUACUUUCUUGGUGUUAUAACGAACGAGAAGCCUAGCGCAAUAUAUAAAGUCGGUAAACUUGCUAAAAAUGCACAACUUCAAAAUGUUAUACACCCAUUUGGCACUAAUGCCUCUUUUCAAUACUCAAAUGGAGUUGUACCUGCUCAGAUUGGAAUUUCUGUUGAUCUUUUAACAAAUUUGCCACAACAAACAGAAGAGAUCACUCCUGAAUCAUCAGUUUCUGCUGAUAGGAUGACUCAGUUCACUCGAUUCGCAGCUGAAAGUUUAUUUAAUUAUGUUGCUAGUUUUGCACGUGAUAAUUCAACAUCUGAUCCUCUUGUACCAAUGUCAGCAAUUAAAGGAUGGUUUGAUACAAUGUUACAGAAACUCUCCCUUGAUGCAUCGUUUUGGCGAAAGUGAACAACGUUAUACAUUUACUACGCCUCGUUAUUUGUUUGAACUAACUUAUCCAUCAAAAUAGAACGCAUUAAACAAUCUACUGUGUACAAAUUAUAAUUCUAACCCAGUAAUGUAAUAGCAUUUAGUUGGUUACUUUUUUAAUAGAUAUUAAUAAAUAAACUAUUGCUACUGAUUAA